GGCUGCUGGAAGGAAGGAAGAUAAAAUAUUUUAAUAUUGUCACAUGGUGAUGCCAAAAAAUCUCAUAAAUUGCUCUUCAAUCAUAGAUUGAUAGUGACAAAAAAUAAGGCAAUAAGUGACGAAAAAUGUCAAUGCGUAGUAAAUAUGAGGUUGAAGAGCCAGUGCCGCGUAGUAAAUGUGUAACAUGCCUAUGUGUCUCGUGGAAGGUCUUUUCAUGUGUAUUUUCACAUGUCACACUUAUUGCUGUUGUUGUUGCUUAUUGUGUAUUUGGAGCUGUUCUAUUUGAGAAGCUGGAGAGUGAGCAUGAGGAGAAGGUUCGGAACGGAACGGUAGACAUACGUAAAAAUACAACAUUUAUGAUAUGGAAUCAAACAGACAAAAUGAUGUAUCUGAAACAAGAGGUGUGGAUCAACGAAACGAUUAGACAUCUAAUGGAUUUCGAGACACAACUAUUAAAAGCAAUGAAGGAUGAUGGAUGGGAUGGAUAUCCACCGGGAUCGAAGCCACAAUGGACAUUCUCUGGCUCACUAUUCUAUUCAAUCAUUGUCAUUACAACAAUUGUUUCUUUAGCUUCAUUUUCAAUUUUUAACUUAAAGUUUCGUCUUAAUCAUAAGGAACUUCCUCAGAGGAAGAAAAAGUCUUAA
Chironomus riparius is the source of this 644-nucleotide messenger RNA. Lineage: Eukaryota; Metazoa; Arthropoda; Insecta; Diptera; Chironomidae. The record is from the annotation of a GenBank genome assembly.